UUCUUCUGAGUGCUUCUCAGCUUUUGAUCUCUCCAGCACUAUGAAAAUUUUCCCAAGUACUUGUCUUCUCUUGGCCAUCCUUUCUCCAGGGCUAGCUCUAAUGUGUUCCAGAGGGCAACAUGAUUAUUCUCCAGGAAAGAAGAUUUUGCUUUUGACUUGUUCUACUCAAGGCGGCUCUUGCUAUACUCAAUAUACUGCAAGCACACUAGAUGUACCUGUUCCUUCCAAUUCUCUUAAAGAUGGCUCUCCAAAGAGGCUAAAGAAAUGGGGAUGUGCUAAAAAUUGCACCAAUGAGAAUUACAGCUUCACUACAGUAGAAGGUAGAUACUUCCAGACUAACAAGAAGUGUUGUGGUUCACCAAUGUGCAACACCAAAGAUACUGAAACAGCACCAUCUCGAAAAUUUAAUGGGCAGGAGUGUCCAAUCUAUUGUAAUCCUGGCUCAGAAGAUUGUGAGGGCCCAAAGACAAUCAGAUGUUCCAAUGCUGAGAAUCGAUGCAUAGAAUUUGUUGUUGUUCACAAUAAAAGUGCAGUUCCUGAUAAGUUUGUCAGAGUCUGCGGAACACCAUCUUUUUGUCAGUUGGCCAAGACGUCAAUGUAUAGUCGUAUCUUUUCAGGAACUAUAACCCAAGCACGAUGCUGUGACUCUAUGCCUUCCUCCCAGCAGCUCAAUUUUGAAGGAUAGUUAGGAGAGAGCUUUGUCUUCUUCCUUUUGGAUCCCAUUGUUUGUCGCAGCAGUGGAGGUGGAGACGCUUGCUGGGUGGUGGGAGUGCUGAGUGAUUGCAGUUCACAGGUUCCUGAGUCCUCUGUUUGGCUUUUAAUGGAGGGUGAAUGGGUGUAGGGGAAAGAGCAGCUAAAGUAGAAAUAGUAAUAAUAAUCUUGAAAAAGAUUAUUAAAAAAAA
Lacerta agilis (Sand lizard) is the source of this 902-nucleotide messenger RNA. RefSeq lists its product as uncharacterized. The record is from RefSeq and is a predicted model, not a curated record. The transcript is spliced from 5 exons. Bases 41 to 685 code for a protein of 214 amino acids. NCBI's taxonomy places the organism in Eukaryota, Metazoa, Chordata, Lepidosauria, Squamata, Lacertidae.